AUGCGCGCGCAGCAGCGCAUGGAGGAGGAGCAGGAGAGUGCGCAGCGCCGCCACGAAGAGGCCAUGCGCACAGAUGCCGAAUACAAGCAGCGCUUCGAGACAAUGCAGGAGAUGCAGGCGGCCAUGCAGAUGUCACAGGGAGAGUUCUUUGACAAGUACAGCCGCCAGGAGAUGCUGCUGCUGAACCACGUCGUGACGGAGCGGCUCGACAUGCCGGUCAUCCUCGACCUUAUCGAGCAGCACGACGUCGUGUUCAUCUGCACCGACACUGGCAGUGGCAAGAGCACCGGUGUUCCGAAGGCAUUGCUCGAGCUGUCGCCGGACACCAAGGUGGUGAGCACGCAGCCGCGUCGCACCGCGACAGUGGCGAUCGCCAACCGCGUAGCGAGUCUCCGGCGCGAGAGCGUCGGCGAGGACGUUGGUUACUGGAUCCGCGGUGACAAGAAGGGCGAUGAGCAGACGCGCUUGUGGUACAUGACGAGCUACACACUCCUGCUACGCAUUCUCGAGAACCCGGCAGAGCUGCCGUUCACGCACAUUGUGCUAGAUGAGUUCCACGAGCGACAGCCAGAUCUUGAGGUGACGGUAGCGCUGCUGCGAUUGGCGCUGCUGAACAAGUUGUCGCACUUCAAGCUGGUGCUCAUGAGCGCCACCCUCAACACGGAGGACUGGGAGGAGUACUUUGCCGGCCUCCGCGUCGCCACGUACAAGCAGAGCGAGCCGGAGCACCCCAUUCACGACUACUUCCUGGAGGACACCUGUAUCCUGCUCGGCACGGACUACCAGGCUCCGCUGCAGCUGGUGUCGCGCGGCGUUGUGGACAAGAGCACCGUGGACAAACACUUCUACUUGGCCCAGAACUUGAUUCUCUUCCUCAACAGCUGCUCGAACCCAGUGCACUCCAUCCUCGUGUUCCUGCCGGGCAGGGCGCAGGUAGAGACGAUGAGCACGUGGCUCCACACACAGCUGUAUCACCGCGUCGACGCGGUUCCGUGGCACAGCGCCGUGAACCUGAGCGAGAUCGAGGCGGCAAUGAAGCGUAACAUACCGGGGCGGCAGAAGGUAUACCUCGCCACCGAUAUCGCCGAGGUAUCUAUCACGCUGCCGGACGUGGUCUACGUCAUCGACCUGGUGCUGGUGAAGCGACCAAAGAUUUCGAAGGAGUUGCCAGCCUCCAUCCAGUACCCACCUCUAGUCACGCAGUGGAUCUCGCGCGGCAGCGUGGCGCAGCGCCGGGGCCGCAUCGGACGCGUGCAACAGGGCUUCUACUUCUGCCUGUUCCCUGCGGCUCAAAUUACGGACCUGCCGGCCUACUCUCAGCCGCCGAUUGAGAACUCCCGGAUCGACGAGCUUUCGCUGCACUGCCUGCAGGUGGUGAACAACCCGGUGGCCAUCUUCAGCCUGUGCCACGGCCAGCCCCUUGUGGAGGCGAUUGCGUCGUCCAUGAACAUGCUCACGCAGCUCGGCUGCAUCCUCGACGCGAAGGACCCCCUCUCCGCCGGGGAGCGCAUCGAGGAGAUCUACAGCCAUCAGAACGAGUCGUGGAGCCGCAUGAUCAGGGCAGCCGCCCAGGCGGAGGUGAUGACAGACAUUCCGGAGUACCAAUACACGUUCAUUGGCCGCAUUCUGCAGCUCAUCCCGGUCUCCCCGCAGCCUGGCAUGCUCGUCUUCUUCGGCUUCCUUACAGGCCUCGAGUCUCUCAUGAUCCUCGCCGCCGCCGUCACGAGCAGCCUCUCGCCAUUCAGCAUCAACGCUAGCGAAGGCCCGCAGCGCCACUUCAACGUCGCGCGCGCGAUGGAGGAGACGGAGAACGUCAUGCGCGACUUUUGCUGCGGGCUGCGCAGCGACAUUGUAGCCGUGAUGAAGGCCACACUGCUCUUCCGCGUGGAGCAGCAACGGCACUGCGACAGCGUCGAGACGGUGCGCCAUUGGUGUCUUCAGAAACACCUCAGCUACGACAAGCUGAUGGCCAUUGUCGACCUGGAGAGCCACAUCAAGUACGAACUCGCGGAGUUCAUGCCCUUCCGCAGCAUCGUUGAGGCAGAGAAGCUGUUGGAACAGCUGGACAAGCUUGCCUCGAUGGUGGCGGUCAUGACGAACGUUGCCUUCGUCGCGCAGUCGCUGGAGGUGACCAGCGAGGGAAAUUCCUACACGAACUCAAAGGAGAUGGCGCUCGGCAUCUUCAGCGACCUCACAGCCGUGCCCGACAUCCACUCACCGAGCUGCCUGCGGUGGCAGGAAGGCGACAUCAUUAUUCCUGUGCAGCUGAACCUUAUCUUCGACAAGCUGCUCGCAAGCUUCUCGACGGCCAUCGCGUCGCCGAAGCAGUUCUGGAUUUCGCUGCUGCUCUUCUCGCAGCGAGUACAAUACGCCACCUUCAGCGACGACGAGGGCACCUUCCACGUCUUUGCGCUCUCGUACGGUGGUAAGGAGCGCUACGUGGAGGUGGACGAAAUUGCCGGCUACGUCGUGCUAGAGUUCCGCCGCAAGCUGUCGGCCAUUUGCGAGGUGCUGCGCCUGACCCACGCCAAUCGGCUCCUCUAUGAGGACCACUUCAAUACGCUGCUCGGCAGCUACUCCCUGACGCCGCUGCAGGACCUGCAGCGCGAGGUGAUCACGGCUCUCGUCUCCAUCUUUAACAACUUGGAGGACAUGACCGCGGACGAGGUGGAGCACGACGAGGACGACUUGGACAUGGUCUCGCUGCUGUCCUUUGCGCUGCCGACUCGUGCGCCAUGA
This is a messenger RNA of Leishmania mexicana MHOM/GT/2001/U1103, 2739 nucleotides long. Its product is annotated as putative ATP-dependent RNA helicase. Gene Ontology annotation, biological process: mRNA splicing, via spliceosome. The record is from RefSeq and is a predicted model, not a curated record. Gene Ontology annotation, cellular component: intracellular anatomical structure; spliceosomal complex. The transcript has a single exon. NCBI's taxonomy places the organism in Eukaryota, Euglenozoa, Kinetoplastea, Trypanosomatida, Trypanosomatidae. Bases 1 to 2739 code for a protein of 912 amino acids. Gene Ontology annotation, molecular function: RNA binding; ATP binding.